Molecule: messenger RNA, 493 nt
Organism: Pogonomyrmex barbatus (red harvester ant)
Lineage: Eukaryota; Metazoa; Arthropoda; Insecta; Hymenoptera; Formicidae
Product: histone H2A
Cellular component (GO): nucleosome
Molecular function (GO): protein heterodimerization activity; DNA binding; structural constituent of chromatin
Source: RefSeq, a predicted model, not a curated record
CGGCGUGGUCGAUGCGCCAUCACAAUUCUCUUGCUUCUCUCGAAGGAAGGAACUCCGUUAAUCGUUAAUCGAGCAACAUGUCUGGUCGUGGAAAGGGUGGCAAAGUUAAGGGAAAGGCGAAGUCUCGUUCCAACAGGGCGGGACUGCAGUUCCCCGUGGGUCGUAUCCACCGUUUGCUGAGGAAGGGAAAUUACGCGGAGCGCGUUGGCGCCGGUGCACCGGUCUAUUUGGCCGCGGUCAUGGAAUAUCUUGCCGCUGAAGUGUUGGAGUUGGCCGGUAAUGCCGCCCGUGACAACAAGAAGACUAGAAUCAUACCCCGUCAUCUGCAACUCGCCAUCCGCAAUGACGAGGAGUUGAACAAGCUAUUGUCUGGCGUGACCAUUGCCCAAGGCGGUGUCCUACCGAACAUCCAAGCCGUACUGUUGCCGAAGAAGACCGAAAAGAAAGCAUAAUUAUAAUUCAACCAUCCAUCACAAAAAAUGGCCCUUUUCAG